CUCUGAAUCUCUCAAGAAAAAUGAAGAAGUUGCAAAACAAGCUAUAUGAGGCUGCCACAGAAGGCAGCGUAGCCUCAUUGCGGGAGCUGCUCGAAGAAGAUGCACUGAUUCUUGAAAGAGAUGAUUAUGUAGCCGAGGGUUUCUUGGAGACUCCUCUGCAUGUGGCAGCCAUGUUAGGAAAUGCCGACUUUGUCAGGGAAAUGGUUAGGAUUAAACCUCAGCUUACGGCUGAAUUGGACUCACAACAAUCGAUUCCUCUUCAUUUGGCUUCAUCUAAAGGCCAUGUGGAUGUAGUAAGGGCACUGUUAUCAGCUGAUCCACGAGCAAGCCUUGCUCGCGACAGAAAUGGUUUUACACCACUUCAUCUAGCAGCAGUUAGAGGCAGGCUUGAAGUGAUCAAAGUGUUGCUUCGAGAAAAGGUCGAUGCAGCACAACUGAGGAUACAUAGAGGUGCAGGAGAGAAUAUUCUUCAUCUGUGUGUCAAACACUAUCAGCUCGAGGCUCUAAAGCUCCUGCUCAACAAAGCCUGUGGUCGGGAAUUAAUCAACGCGAAAGACGCUGAUGGAAACACUCUUUUGCAUUUAGCCAUCGCUUAUAAACAAGUCGAGACUGUUGAGUUUUUGCUAGCCAUGCCGGCACUUGAUGUGAAAGCUCGAAAUCUAGGUGGGAUGACGGCUACAGAUGUAUUUAUUGGAAGCAGAUGUGAUAUAAGAGAUGUACACAUUCAAGAAUCCUUAAAGAAGGCAGGUGCACUUGGAGCAAAAGACCAAAGAGCGAUGGAUCGAUCUCCAUCUUCGUUUCUUGAUCACCAUCUUACAUCCUCAAGCAUUAAGAAGAGCACCCGAAAACAUCAAGAUGAUUGGUUAGAGAAGAAGCGCAGCGCCCUGAUGAUUGUGGCUUCACUGAUUGCAACAAUAGCUUAUCAAGUUGGAGUGAACCCUCCCGGUGGUGUUUGGCAAGAUGACAAUCUCGAAAGCAAUUCUAAGUCCAUUCAUGUUGCAGGCAUUUCUAUAAUGGCGCGUAACAACCCCGUAGGCUACACUAAAUUUUACAUCGUGAAUACAAUCAGCUUCAUAUCAUCUCUCAGCAUUAUUUUGCUUCUGACGAGCGGAUUGCCCAUAAAGCGUAGGUUCUUCGUGUGGAUUCUUAUGGUCAUCACGUGGAUUGCAAUUACAGCCACAGCCGUUACUUACAUUUCUGUAUUAGCACUGCUGGCACCUCCAUCAAUGCAAGAUAACUAUGUCCUAUAUGUGAUUGGGAUUUCGGUCGUUGUUUGGGUGUUGUUGAUGGCUCUCCUCCUCCUCGGCCAUACCAUAAGAUUGAUCAUCAAACUUUUUAAAAAGAUGAGUAGAACAUUGAGGAGGAGAAGAGUUGCAAACCCCACCAUUGAUAGUGUUUAAACAUUUGUGAGUUUGUCUACUCCGAAUGUAAUUUCCUAGUGUUAAAAGAUGCAAUAUAUCGAA
Andrographis paniculata is the source of this 1463-nucleotide messenger RNA. RefSeq names its product ankyrin repeat-containing protein At2g01680-like. The transcript is spliced from 2 exons. Gene Ontology annotation, cellular component: plasma membrane. Gene Ontology annotation, molecular function: protein phosphatase regulator activity; protein phosphatase 1 binding. Bases 21 to 1400 code for a protein of 459 amino acids. Lineage: Eukaryota; Viridiplantae; Streptophyta; Magnoliopsida; Lamiales; Acanthaceae. The record is from RefSeq and is a predicted model, not a curated record.